Messenger RNA from Seminavis robusta, 3225 nucleotides. NCBI's taxonomy places the organism in Eukaryota, Bacillariophyta, Bacillariophyceae, Naviculales, Naviculaceae. The record is from the annotation of a GenBank genome assembly.
AUGGUAGUAGAGCGAGAUUCCAUGGACGUGUCGCUUGGGCGACGCAUCGGCAAUGGUACGUUUGAGCCGAGCGAGCGCCUAGACGAUGAAGUGACCGUCACCAUGGAAGAAGUAGUAGAAACUGCACCUGAGGUGGCCAUUUCGCCAAGCCUCGAGGACACACUCUCCGAGAAAUCCGCCGUCUUUUACGAUGCCAAGUCCAGCAUGGGAGAGAUCGCUGCAACUGGAACUGGUAGCACUGUAGGAACGUCCUCCUCACAGAUCAGGCUUCCGCCCAACCCACCGCGACGACGACCCAGUGAUGCUGGCUGUAUUCCUUUGAAGAACUAUUCUCUAGAAAUCAUCGAUGGCGUGCCUCCUGGUGGAGUAGAGGGCAAGUAUGACGUGAGGCGAUCUGGAGAUAAUUCUGGACACUACAACAAAGCCAGUACCAAAGAACCAGUCAAUGUGGUUGCUGUCGAGGAAAAGGAACCUCAUAUUGAUUUUUUGAAAGAUGAUCCAGCUGACAUGACAAAUGGACGACGGAUUGCCUUGUGGAUGAUGAAGCGAUUCGCUUGGUACAAUCCCAACUUGAACAACGACGUCGACAGAUCUGGUGCAGAUUUCGUUUUGGAUGAAGGCCAUUACCGCACUCAAGACGGAUAUCCCAUCAAAUUCACAAAGGAAGAAACUCCAUCCCUGGAAAAGGCUUGGGCUUACUUUGACCAUGUAGCACUGCCUCGGUACCUGUUUGAAGAAAAGGAAAAUCAGGAACAGAAGGGAAUGUUCACUCGCAUCAUUCGAAAAUUCAGCAAAGCCAACAAACAAUUGCAACGAGCCGAGCCAGGAGAAGACGAUUUGCCGACCCGCCUUUACAGUCCCAUCUUUACUCCACACAAACAGUUGGGGGAUUUUGGGCUUGGAAUUGGAUUGUACUUUAGUACCGUGCGAGCUCUCACGUUUGUGGUGCUGAUCGCUGGUUUCAUUCAUUUGCCCAAUAUCUUGUACUUUGCCUCGGAAGACUACAGCAACGGACAAGCAACGGUGGACAGUCUGCUGAAAGGGUCCGCCGUUUGUACCCACAACCAAUGGGUCGCCUGCCCGACCUGUACAGAUGACAAGUUCAGCGAAGACUCCUUUCUCUUUUCCCCAGAGCUAAAUGCUACAUUUGCGCUCAAGAAUCUAUGUGAAGGGGCGACUCUCGAAACUGGCAGCACCAACUACGCCUGUUUGAUGUUCAUUGUUCUAGCAUCCCUUGUACUCAGCCGAUACCUCUCAAAUAUGGAAGUCCAAUUCGAUGAAGACGAACAGACAGCACAGGAUUAUUCGAUCGUGAUAGACAACCCCCCAGGGGAUGCCACUGACCCGAAAGAAUGGCAGGAAUACUUCAAACGAGCAUUUGAUGCACACGUCACAGGAUGUACCGUGGCCGUCGACAAUGAUCUUCUCGUACAAACCCUGGUGGAACGAAGAGAGAAAAUGAGAAUCUUGGAGCUCAUGGUGGAGCCCGGAACCAGUUUGGACAUUGUGACACUGGCGGGUAUUGCAGCGUCCGUGGAACGGAGUCGAACUUUCUUCCAAAACAUGCUUGCCAUCGUAGCGCCAGGAAUUCCAGAAAUCUUUUCGCGCUUGGCUGUUUUGACCGCAAAAGUACAGGGUCUUGCACAACAAGAUUAUCCUGUGACUAAUGUGUUUAUCACAUUUGAGACAGAGGCUGGCCAACGAAGGGUUCUCGAAAAACUCACAGUGGGCCAAGCUGCAAUCGACGGAAAUCGCACAUCAUCUGUUGGAGAUGCCAAGUACCUCUUCAGAGGAUUCCGAGUUUUGUCUGUUCAGGAACCGGAAGAACCAGACUCGAUCCGGUGGGAAGAUCUGAAUGUAACGCUAAAAGAUCGCGUCAAACAACAAUCCUUUACGGCUCUCGCCACUGUCGCUGCUCUUGCUUUGGUAGCGUUCCUGGUAUCUCUCGUCAAUGAAUGGUCUACUGCAGGGACCUCGAUUGCGAUUGCCGUAGCCAACUCAGUGUUCCCAAUAUUUGCAAAGGCGCUAACUUACAGCGAGGCACAUCCAAGCCAUGGAUCACUUCAAACGAGUUUAUACUUCAAAAUCGCUGUCUUUCGCUGGGUGACUACAGCCAUUAUCAUUGCUCUGAUUACUCCCUUCGAGGAUACCCUACUCUUCGCCACGAAUCAAGGGCUGAUUCAACAGAUCUAUGCCCAAUUUUUCGCCGAAAUCUUGACAGCAUCUGCGAUUCAGUUGACCGACCCUGUUGGCCACCUCCAACGGCACUUCCUUGCUCCCCGAGCGUCUACCCAAGAUGCAAUGAAUUUGAACAUGCAAGGCAGCAAGUUUGAGCUCGCCGAGAGGUACACCGCGGUUGCGAAACUGCUUUUCCUGACAUUCUGGUACUGCUCCCUUUUCCCCGGGUCUUUCUUUUUGUGUGCUUUUGCAUUGCAAGUCAUCUAUUACUUGGACAAGCUGAGUUUGACUCGAACCUGGAAGCGAGUCCCAAAGCUAGGAGCCACCAUCAGUCAAUUCAACCGAAACUACUUUCUCCCGCUCUCCAUUCUUGGCUUCCCUUUUGACAACUUGUGCGAAGACGAGGGCUCUCAGGUUCCCGAACUCCUCGUGGGUACUCACAGAGUACCACAGUAUGAACAGGAAACCUUGGCGAAUCUUAUUUCAAGCACCGUUCUAAGAGGUAUCAGGGAGAAUGUGACAAUAAAGAUCGAACCAAACGCUACCACCUACCGCUACUGCAACCAGAAUUUGAUUAGCGCUCAAGGCAUUUACUUUCCAUUCAUCCCAGAUUGGCAGAUGGAUGCAAUCGGCGAUGUGUGGAUGACGGAGGAGCAAGAACAAGUGACAUUGGUUUAUGGUUGGACAGCCUGUGGGUUUAUCAUUGCUUACUUUCUUCUCAUCAUCUACAACACGCUGGCGUGGUUUGCCGGGUACUUUUACGGUUCAUAUGAUCCUACAGGCGAUGACCAACAGCAGAACUUCUCAGACCUGGAAUCCGCCAAUAUCUAUAUUCCCCAGGUGGAGUCUCCAGUGUUUUCGUAUCCUCUACUGGCUUGCUGCGUUGACGACAUCGACGAGGAGAUGUUGGACUGGACAGACCCUGACCACCCGCACGCCUUCUAUGAUCUAACGAAGGACGCACAUGCACUAAUCAGGGGCACUGACGUCGCGGAUAAAGUUGUGUUUUCACAGGUUGCCCACUGGCCACCAGCCAAACCGAACUAG